Molecule: messenger RNA, 1661 nt
Organism: Tribolium madens (black flour beetle)
Lineage: Eukaryota; Metazoa; Arthropoda; Insecta; Coleoptera; Tenebrionidae
Product: facilitated trehalose transporter Tret1-like
Exons: 3
Coding region: 184-1554 (456 amino acids)
Biological process (GO): transmembrane transport
Cellular component (GO): membrane
Molecular function (GO): transmembrane transporter activity
Source: RefSeq, a predicted model, not a curated record
AUAUACUAAGCUGUUGACUUUUGUACUCCCAAAUCUUCCUCAAAUUUCAAUAAAAUUAAUUGAAAUGCUUUAUAUGAAACGAUAAAAAUGACUCAAGAAUGACUGAUUGCUUCCACUGUCUAAAUCAGACUGAUUAAUUAUCAGUAACAUUAAUCAAAGCCAAAGCAAUGAAGUAACACGAAAAUGGCUUUCCUACAAAGAAUCAACCAUGCCUACCUCGUCAUUUUUGCAGCUGACAUUAUCGCAUUUAUUACCGGAACGUCGAUAGCUUGGUCAUCACCUGUAAUCGCUAUUUUAGAGGGCAAAGACAUCAAUAAAAUUCCUCUAGGACGACAAAUAACCGACGAAGAAGAGUCCUGGAUUGGGUCAAUGGCCGCAAUGGGUGGAAUUUUUGGCCCUUUUAUUUUCGGCUAUUUGGUACAAUCUACAGGGCGAAAAAUAACAGUGACAGUGAUUUCAAUUCCAUACUUGGUAGCCUAUUUGUUAGCGGCUUUCGCCGAAUCUGUUUCUCUCUACUACGUUAGCCGUAUUUUGAUGGGUUUCGGAGUGGGAGGAAUGUUUUGCAUUCUACCGAUUUUUGUCGUAGAAAGUGUCGAAGCGAAAAAUCGGGGAACCCUCCAAGCAACCACAACAAGUGCUAUAAUGUUGGGCUUACUUUUCUCGUACAGUGUGGGACCCUAUGUUUCUAUAAUGGCUUUUAAUUUAAUUCUUGCAGCUUUUUGUGUUAUAUAUAUGCCCGUUUUCUGGUUUCUGGCACCGGAAACUCCAUAUUAUUUGUGCAGCAUAAACCAAGAAGAGGAAGCAUUUAAAGCUCUUAGUUAUUUGAGACAAAAACCGCACAAUGAAGUUCAGUUAGAGUUAGAAGGGAUCAAAGAACACGUUAAACAGUUAAAACCAACCUCGUUUUAUGGAAUUUUUAAAACAAGAGGAACAGUGAAAGCUUUUGUGUACAGUGUGGUCUUAACCAUCUCGCAGCAAUUUUCCGGAGUCACCGUCAUCUUGUAUUUCACACAAAACAUUUUUCAUGAAGCUGGAAGUGUUAUUCCCCCAGAAGUGUGUUCUAUUAUUGUGGGUGCUGUCCAAUUUGUGGUAUCUACAAUUUCGCCCCCUUUCUUGGACAAAGUCGGCAAGAAAUUGUUACUUCUAAUCGCUCUCGCUGGAACGAUUACUUGCGAAAUUGUUCUAGGUGUUUAUUUUUAUUUGCAAAAAAACGGAGAUGAUGUCUCUGGUAUUAGCUGGUUGCCUAUCUUAUCACUCGUGGUUUUUAUAGCGUUUUAUAAUUUUGGUUUAGGUUCGAUUCCAUGGGCCGUCAUGGGCGAGCUUUUGCCUCUGAAUAUCAUAUCAAAAGCGUCAGUUGUAGUUACAAGUUUUUACUGGCUUAUUGGAUUUUUUCUUACAAAAUAUUUUGGAUCUUUGUCACACGAAAUUGGGAUGGCUGGGUCGUUUUGGUUGUUUGGAGGGAUUUGUGUGCUUUUUGAACUAUUUGUUUAUUUUUUCAUGUUUGAAACAAAAGGGAAAAGUUUAAAUGAGAUUCAAGCCAUUUUGAAUGCAUAAAUAAGCAAUAAACUGUAUUACAUGUAAAUAUGUAGGAUAAAAGACAAAUAAAUAUUUUUUUUAUUUUUACUAGAAAAUAAAUUAAAAAUAAAUUUGCUUGAAUUUUA